AUGCGGAUCGGCCAGAACCUGGGCGCGCUUGUCGCUGCGUCUGUCGCCAUUGCGGCUUCAUCAGGAGAGCCCUUCAUCGCCCAAAGUACUUUGAUAUCGAUCGAGACGCCAUUGGGCAGACCAACAAGCAUACCGGCUGCCCUUGAGAGCGGUACUAGCUUGAGACUCGUACCGUCUGCCAACGCAACCACUCCUUUUACUACGGCAACCUCACCCGCCACGACUCCCAAUACCACCACGUCGCACACGGCAGAGCUGACUGGAGGCGCCAUUCCACAGCAGAUGCAAGCUUCCAUGGCUGGUCUUCUGGGAUUUUGCAUCAUGGGUCUUGUCAUGUUAUAA
Molecule: messenger RNA, 342 nt
Organism: Metarhizium album ARSEF 1941
Lineage: Eukaryota; Fungi; Ascomycota; Sordariomycetes; Hypocreales; Clavicipitaceae
Exons: 2
Coding region: 1-342 (113 amino acids)
Source: RefSeq, a predicted model, not a curated record